AUGAGUCUUGAUCAAUCACAAGUCGCAUUGCGCGACGACCAGCAAUCGACACAGCCCAUUGAACAACUCGCCGUUGAAGAAGAUCCACACGAAUUCGAAUUGACAGGACUUGGCCUGAUCACUGUUGUGUCAGGUCUUGUUCUUGCAAUCUUUCUGGUCUCAUUCGACUCAGCAAUCGUCGCCACUGCUGUUCCAUAUGUGACGGCAGAGUUCAAAUCUGCGGGCGACACCGCUUGGUAUGGAAGUGCAUACACUCUUGCUACUUGCGCUCUUCAGCCCAUUGCUGGAAAGCUGUAUGCCAAAUUCCCAAUCAAGACGAUGUUCCUGAUAUUCAUGGCCAUCUUCGAAAUCGGAUCUCUAGUGUGCGCGACUGCUCCCAACGCCAUCGGUUUGAUUGUCGGAAGAGCAAUUGCUGGAGCUGGAGCUGCUGGAUGUACCACUGGCGGCUUCUCAAUCGUUGCCGUGUCUGUCCGCCUUCCAAGGAGAACGACCUAUCUCAGUGUUCUACAGUCAACCUUCGGCAUUGGUAUUAUGCUUGGACCAUUGCUCGGCGGAGUCUUGACACAACGCGCUACCUGGAGAUGGUGCUUCUACAUCAAUCUCCCAAUUGGUGCGAUAACUGUGUUGUUCCUAGUCCUAUUCUUCCACCCACCAAAGAGCAACGGAAACAAUACUGCCAUGCAGAAAAUGGCGAGCCUGGAUAUGGUUGGACUAUUGUUGUUUGCUCCAGCCACGAUUAUGAUGCUCCUCGCUCUUCAGUGGGGUGGAUUGGAAUAUGCUUGGGGAAGUGCGACUAUCAUCGGGCUUUUUGUCGGCUCAGCAGUAUUGGUCUCAGUGUUUGCUCUCUGGCAGGCCUACAAAGGUGAUGAUGCUAUGAUCCCGCCAAGACUAUUCACGAAGCGUGUGGUGUUCUUCGCUUGCCUCACCGAGCUAUUUGCCAUGGGUACCGUCUACAUUGCCAUCUUCUACCUCCCUCAAUGGUUCCAGAUUGUCAAGGGUGUCUCGCCCACCAGGUCUGGAGUCAUGUAUCUACCAUUGUCGAUGUCAGACGUCGCCUCCGCCUUGGUGGUUGGUGUACUACUUCCGUAUGUCGGGCUUACCAAUCCAUUCAUCUUGACCGGUACGACCUUGCUCGCUGUUGGAUCUGGUCUUUUGUCGACUCUCAACACGUCCUCUGGUGGCAAAUACUGGAUCCCUUAUCAAAUCCUCCCUGGCAUGGGAGCUGGGAUCACACUUUGGAUGCCAUAUGUCGCCAUUCAGACUGUGCUGAAAGCAGAAGACAUACCUGUUGCCACCGCUCUGCUUCAAUUCUUCCAGUCUUUUGGAGCGGCAUUGUUCCUGGCUUUGGCGCAGGCAGUCUUCUCAAGCAUAUUCUAUGCUGCUCUCAAGUCUUCUGAUAUUGUCGGGCUUGAUCUGUCAGCCAUUGUCCACGCCGCUCCUGCAGAAUACAGACAGCUUGUACCAAAGGAAGAUCUGGCGCGGGUGCUGAAUGCUUACAACCAGGGUGUGACGAGCACCUUCUAUCUCGGAGCGGGUCUUGCAGUGGCGGCUUGUUUUGCCAGCUUCGGAAUACAGUGGAAGAGUUUCAAGCCGAAGACUCAAUAA
Messenger RNA from Aureobasidium pullulans EXF-150, 1605 nucleotides. RefSeq names its product MFS general substrate transporter. The coding region runs from base 1 to 1605 and encodes 534 amino acids. The record is from RefSeq and is a predicted model, not a curated record. The transcript has 2 exons. NCBI's taxonomy places the organism in Eukaryota, Fungi, Ascomycota, Dothideomycetes, Dothideales, Saccotheciaceae. Gene Ontology annotation, molecular function: transmembrane transporter activity. Gene Ontology annotation, biological process: transmembrane transport.